Ramularia collo-cygni is the source of this 636-nucleotide messenger RNA. RefSeq lists its product as uncharacterized. The record is from RefSeq and is a predicted model, not a curated record. The coding region runs from base 1 to 636 and encodes 211 amino acids. The transcript is spliced from 2 exons. NCBI's taxonomy places the organism in Eukaryota, Fungi, Ascomycota, Dothideomycetes, Mycosphaerellales, Mycosphaerellaceae.
AUGGCAUACCAAAUCUCCCGAAGCGCAUUUCGAUACAUGGACGAUGCUACUUUUCGCUCUGGUCCUAGCGUUGCUCCAGCAUAUGGAACCAGUCGAUCAAAAGACCCACGCAUUCCUCGCUCCAUCUACUCACCUGCGCGGCAAUCAGAGUACGGUCGAGCUAGUCAUGCCUAUGGUAUGGCAUACGAACAAGGAUCUCCGUACGAAAGUGAUAUGUAUACACAUGGUCGCGACCCGAGACAUCUCGGAGGAGACAUCAUUCAAAGGACCAAUCAAGAAGCCGCUCUACAAAACAGUUCACAAUAUCACAUAUCUCAGCACGCCGUGGUCCAUCCGAUAAUGUGCAACGAUGGUGGCUUUCCCUCGGGAUUCUCCAUGCCUAGACCGCUGGUUGACUUGAUGUCGAUGAGUGAGCAUUCCAUUGAGCAAAUUCUUGCGGAYUAUGGAUUACCGGCUGGGAAUACUCGGUACUCGAAUGAUAUGUAUGGUCGAGAGAGCUCGAGAGCGAGGAAGUUGACGAGCCUUGCGACGUUGUUGGAAUUCUUGGGUGCGAGACAGUUGGCGGAGGCUGUGAGGCAGAGAGGGAUGAUGCAGAUGGAUUCACGGAGGAAUGAUAGGAUGAUGCUGCAGUAUUGA